Penicillium brevicompactum is the source of this 1944-nucleotide messenger RNA. RefSeq names its product transcription factor domain-containing protein. Gene Ontology annotation, molecular function: RNA polymerase II cis-regulatory region sequence-specific DNA binding; zinc ion binding; DNA-binding transcription factor activity, RNA polymerase II-specific. Gene Ontology annotation, biological process: DNA-templated transcription; regulation of transcription by RNA polymerase II. NCBI's taxonomy places the organism in Eukaryota, Fungi, Ascomycota, Eurotiomycetes, Eurotiales, Aspergillaceae. The transcript has 6 exons. Gene Ontology annotation, cellular component: chromatin. The record is from RefSeq and is a predicted model, not a curated record. The coding region runs from base 1 to 1944 and encodes 647 amino acids.
AUGGAUGAAUGGAUUUGCGAAGUAUGCUGCUCGACAUUCAGCCGACCAGAACAUCUCAAGCGUCACUCCUUGUCUCAUGAAAAUACUAGGCCGCAUGUCUGCGGACCAUGCGGAACUAGGUUCAAUCGAAGGGACUCACUGCGUCGCCAUGAACGGACUUGCAAGCUUCGUAAUGCAACUGAAGAAUUCGCUGACAAUGAGUUCUACCACGAUGCCGAUGAAGAAAAUGAGCCAAAGCGGCGAUGCUAUUCAAUACACACAGAGGAUAUCACCUCGAUUCUUGCUAGUGGGCCUAUGGAUGUCUCAGGAGGUCCAACCCUCCCUUUGGGAUCAAUACUCGGGCAAGAAGAUUUGAGUGCAGAUCAUCAUCCACAAAUAACCGAUGUGAAUGAGGGUAACCUGACGCUAUGUGAGACCAAUGAUGGGUCAUUAUCAGACUCAUUUCCCAACCCUGAUCAGUUUUGGUUACAAGAAAUGCCAUCACCGCUCGACUUCUCUACUCUGGAUCUAUUGUUUUCCUCUCAAAUAGAUUCCGACACCAUCAAAGCCGAGAAACUAGAACACUUGGCAUACUUCACCAGCUCCAGGGGGAUGUCCACCUUUGCCGACCGGGAAACAUUUCAAAAGAAUCAAAGGCUAGUCGCCGAGGACUAUAAGAACAGACAGGAAGACACGGGAACGACUCUUGAAACCGAUCCUUUGUCCAUCAAAGCACUGGAACUGGUUGAAAGCUUACGAGAUAUCAUGACAAACAAGCAAAACAGCGACGUGAUCACAAUUGAAUGGUCGUCAGCGACACAGACUCAGUGCCAGGGGUUCUUCUCACCUAUCAACAUCAAUCGUUUUCUGGAAUACUUCUGGGCUCUUUGGUAUCCGAACUGUCCAAUCAUCCACAAGCCCCUAUUCAAUCCGAACAACGCAUCACCUGCCCUGCUGUGCGUAAUGCUACUUGUAGGGGCUUGUCUGUCGCCUACCAAAAACGAUGCUCAAAGGGCUAGAAAAUGGCUCGACAGCGCAGAGGAACUCAUUUUCAGAAAUGAAUGUUUUCGAACUACCAAGACGCCUUCGGGAGCAACGCAUAACAAGGAAUGGCUGCAAGGAAUCCAGGCAGGGUAUCUUAUCUGCUCUCUCCAGAAGCGAGAGGGUCCCGGGGCGACACAAGCGCGGAUCCGACGAUAUCGUCAUGCAUCGAUGGUGACACUGGCAAGGCAAAUGGGGAUGGCAACGGCAUCACACAAGAGUUUGGAGACCAACUGCGACCCGCAAACUUGGUGGCGGCAAUUCGCUGAAGAAGAAGAGUUGAUUAGGACUGUCACCUUUGUCUUUCUCAUCGAUGCUGCGCUUGUCAUUUUCCAUAACUCACCACCGCGUGUGGUAGUGUCCGAAUUGAAGAUGAACGUUGCCUGUCCCGAGGCGUGCUUUCAAGCCGAGUCUGCAGCGGAGUGUCAACUGCAUCUCGAAGAAUGGAAAAAGACCCGAUUUUGGAAAAACGGACUAUUGAUAGUCUCCGUCGUGCGGCAGAUAUGCCAAAAUGAUUUUGAAGAUGAGCUAGCGCGAGAGUUUUCCCAACUCGGCACGUUGAAUCUUUUCACGAUCGUUCAAGCCAUUCACUCUUUGAUGUUUCACCUUGAAAACUCGCUCGUCUUUGAAGCGACCAUGGCACCGGUGCACACAGGCCUUGAGAAUUGGAGGCGCAUUUGGGACAAGCGUAUACCAGAAGACUUGGAUAACCCACAGACGCCAGGUACAUUGUGGAAACAAGUGGGAUUCCUUCGACAGGCUGCGGAAUUCUGGCAUCUGGCGCGUAUCAAAGCGACGAAGAUUACAAGUUCGGGUCAAGAUGACGAGGGAACACAGUUGUCUCCGCGUUACGACCAUACUGAUAUGGGUGAAGUCAACGGAUUGAUUAAGGAGUAUCGGCGGAUGACUCUUGGAAUGACUUGA